Molecule: messenger RNA, 2140 nt
Organism: Cynoglossus semilaevis (tongue sole)
Lineage: Eukaryota; Metazoa; Chordata; Actinopteri; Pleuronectiformes; Cynoglossidae
Product: dynein regulatory complex subunit 4-like
Exons: 11
Coding region: 236-1678 (480 amino acids)
Biological process (GO): flagellated sperm motility
Cellular component (GO): microtubule; motile cilium; Golgi apparatus
Molecular function (GO): microtubule binding; small GTPase binding
Source: RefSeq, a predicted model, not a curated record
CCAACUUCAUUGCAUAUAGUCAUAGUUAUGAUACCUGUGAUAAUUUACUCUUGACCAGACGAAAAAUGGCGAUGUCGUUACUCACAAAACGCGGCAAUUGCGACGUCUUUAAAAGUCUAUAAUAAUUUCACGUAAGGUCACGUGGUGGCGUUACCAUAACAGCCGAUUCUGUGCAGCUAUCAAACAGCUAGCAUUUAGCUAUCAGUCCUGUUGUUUCAGGUUGUGGUGUUUGACCAUGGCGCCAAAGGGUCGGAGACAGGCGACGGGCAAGGGAAAGAAGUCGGCGGUGGUGGACGCUGUGUCCGCUGAGGACAUGUCCAAGGACCAGCUGGAGGAACACAUCAUACGUCUGCGGGAGGAGCUGGAACGUGAGCGUGAGGAGAGAAGCUACUUCCAGCUGGAGCGUGACAAGAUGCAGGCCUUUUGGGAGAUGAGCAGAAGGGAGGUGGAGCGGGCAAGAGACACACUGAGACACAAGGACAGGGAGAGGGGGGAGGCUGAAGAGCGCCACCGAGUGGAGAUCAAUGUUUACAAGCAGAAGUUGAAGCACGUCUUGUCUGAGCAGCAGGAUGUCAUUUCUGAGAUCAAGAAUGAUGCUGCAGCUGCCACCACACUGGACCAGAACCAGAAAUCCGAGGCUGAACUGGACCUGCGCCGACUCAUUCAGGCCCAGCAAGCCAACGUCAGAGAGAAGAGAAGCCAGGAAGCCAACAACAUCAAGGAGCUGAAACUGGAACACCAGGUGGCGCUGUUGGAGCUCACCAAUGAGUAUGACCGUAAACUUGCAGAAAUCGAGCAAAAAUACCACAAUAAGAUGCAGCUCAUGGUGGAGGCUGAGGGGAAAAGACGAAGGGCAGAAGUUAUCGAGGUUGAGGACAGGAUGAACGGCCGCAUCCUGGAGCUGACGGAAAAGCAUGAGCAAGCACUGCGGGGUGUGGAGGAGUAUUAUUCCAGCCUGCAGACCAAAGCACUGGCAGAUGAGAAGAUACUGAAGGAGGAGGUAGCAGAGGUGCAGAAGCAGCUGUCCAGAGCACAGAGCGCCCUGUCUGCUGCUCAGCAGCAAAACAAGCGUCUGCGAGCUUCCCUCCAGGAAAAUGAACAAAAUCUGUCUGAGCUCAAUCAGCAGCUGCGAGACCACCGACAGGUCGCAGACGACGUGGCAGCUGCUGCAGCUCGAGCUAGAAUAGCCGAGAAGGAGCUGCGGGAGCUGACGGUGGAGCACGAGAUGCUGCUUCAGGCCUUUGAGAAGGUCCAGCAGGAACGUGAUGAGCUGCUGAAGAAGCAGACGGAUGUUGUCCUGGAGCUGCAGCAGAAGAGCGGGCUGAAGGAGCUGCUGCUGGAGAGCAAGCUGAAGGCUCUGACGCAGACACUGGAGAAGAACCAGGCUCAGCUCUGCAGUGCACUGGCAGCCACUGCAGCUGCAGCUGCCACCACCACCACAGCAGCAGCAGCAGGCCAGACCACAGGAUACAGAGCCGCCCACAAACUGGAGGAAAUCUUGGCUUCCAAACAAGAUUCAAUAGAUGCUGCGCAGGAAGACUUGGCUCGAGAAUGUCAGGAGUACGACCGUCUGCUGCAGAGCUGCACAGAGACCCUCAGUGCCCUGAAUGUCCCCUGUCACAACCUCCUCUCAGCAAAACAGAUCCUGACUGGGCCUUCGCUUACAUUACCCAGCUGACAGCAAAACUCAACUGUGACAAAACUGAAACUGAAAGAAACUGAAAGAAGACAACAUGAUCUCAAUGGAUUUUCAUCAAUAACAUUUAUGGAAUGAUUAAAAAAAUGUUCGUUUCUGUGGUUAAAGAGUGUCUAGAUUUUUUUUUUGAUUUUUUUUUUGUGACCCACUAUUGAAGUAUCAAGUAUUGAAUCAAGUUAACCUGGUCACCUCACAUCUGUGGAUUUAUGUCCACAUAAUCACAUGUGGAUUUAUUUGAUCUACAAGUACAUACGACUGUAUUUGUCACAUGAACAAAAGAAAAACCUGUAAUAUUAUAUUUUUCUUAAAAAUGUUUGGUUUAUUUGUACAAAAUAACAUCUGUCUGUGGCAGGAAUCGUGGUAAAAAGUGUCAGAAAUGUUCAGUUUUGUACAUUUUUGCAUUCGUCGUGGCUUAUAAUAAAAACAUGGCAAUAAUGCAGAAAA